Messenger RNA from Caenorhabditis angaria, 1418 nucleotides. NCBI's taxonomy places the organism in Eukaryota, Metazoa, Nematoda, Chromadorea, Rhabditida, Rhabditidae. The record is from the annotation of a GenBank genome assembly.
AUGACAAAAGACGAUAAAAUCUUGAAUGCACAUGAUGAUUUGGUGAGUACCGAAACUGAAAUCUUUAAUCCUAGGAAACCUCAAAAACCUGGUCAAUAACUGGAAGAAAACUGACGAAAAGAAAGGCCUGGAAUUUUUGCAGAUUCAAGCGAGAAUCAAUCAAGUACUCGUUCUGCGUAAGAAACCCUUCCCAGCGGAUCUCAUCGAAAAACAUCAAGUCGUCGUCAAAUUCCGCAAAGACGAAAAACAACUCGGCCUCUCGUUACGUCAAGGAAUGGUGACACGUGUCGUUUUCGAAAGUCCCUUCAAAGGUUCACUUGUCGUCGGCGACAUUUUGAUAAUGAUUAAUGGAACAGUGGCCGCGUUUGAGGGCGUGUCUUUGACACCGAAAUCCAAGCCUUUUAAUGUUUUGGUACACGAUGCGCUGUCGGAUAAUUCGCCAAAAAUCAGAAUCACUUUUGUCAGAUUGAAGCAUCGGAUUCAGAACGGUCCCAUUCCCAAAGAUGUCACACCGAUCGAAGGUCACACAAUUGAAACGGCUAUGAUCUAUCAAUUCAAAUAUCUCAAACUCGGCAUCAAUAUUCAGCAAGUUGGUGAAUAUGUGGUGGUAAAUUACACCUCACCAGACACCACCACAAAUAUCUCGUUGAAUAUUGGUGAAACGAUUCUGGCGAUCGAUGGGAUUGUGAUGAAGACGAUGGAGGAGGUGAGAAGGAAGAUUCUCGAAUCAUCGAAUCAGAAGGGAAUGGCUGUGUUGACGGUGUCGUUUCCGACGAAUGAUAUGUUGCGGAAUUGUGUGCGCAAUCAGUUGGCGGUACGUCUCUAGCUUCUCUACCCACCCUCCCACAUUCCUCAUGAUCUCUAAUCCAGGCUGCUUCCAAAGAUGCGCCUCGACCAGUUUUCGCCAUCUACGACGACGUGCGUCAGUAUGCGGAGGACGGCAUCCGCGCCGCAAAAACCGCCGCCGAACCCGAUCCGAUUUUCCCAGCCGGCGUCACAAAAACCGUGGCGGGAGGUGCGCAAGAAAAAACGCAAGAUCUUGAUUUGGCUGAGCGACCGAGUCCGCUUUCGGGAGGCACGGCGAAUUCGAAAGUUGACAAACCGAAAAAACCCGGAGGGCUAUUCAAAGUUAAGAAGAUGUUGAGUUUUACGAAGAGGUACGAUGCUCCGGAUUUACACUGGACUAUAAGCAUUUUUACACUCGAAAAAUGCGCAAUUCUCCGGUGUAAACCUGGAGUAUCGUUGUAAUUUCUUUCAGAGACAACAAAAAAGAGGGUUUCGGAUUCCGUGACACUGUUGGAGAACACGAUAUUCCCAGCGAAUGGAACUCCAAACUAUUUGUCUAUCUUCCAAAAAUGAAAACCGUCGAAACUGAGACGAAUGGCGCGCAGCAAACGAGUGUUUACAAGAAGACGUGA